AUGGCUGCCAGAAGAAGGGGAACCGCAUGGCCAGAAGAAGAAACACUUACAUUGCUGUCUAUCUGGGAAGAGAAUGAAAUUGAGGAGCAAUUAGAAAACCCCAAAACAAACAAUACAAGCAUUUACAAGACUAUUUCCUCCGAAAUGACAGACAAAGGUUACAAACGGACUCCAGAACAAUGUAAGGUUCGAAUGCACACUCUGAAGCGUUCUUAUCGUCAGUGUAAAGGUAACACGAAGGAAAGUGGAAAGGGAAGGAAAACAUGCAAAUAUUUUGAAAAACUUGAUGCAAUUUUGGGAACUCGACCUGCAUCCUCCCCAGUUAAGGUGAUCGAAAGUGGAAUUCGCAAACGCUGUGCUGAUUUCUCUUCAUCAAGCGAGAAAAGUAGUGACGAAGUACAAGAAAUCAAACAGGCAUCUGAAGAACAAUCUGCUGAAAAAGGAGACAAAAAUGAAGAUCUGACCAUGGAUGCAAUGCAUCCCCUGACCGAGGAAACAGCCAAGGAAAUAACAUUGACUGGGGAUAAGAAAGAGCAGGAGAUAGCAAGCAAAGCAAAUGACCCAAAACCCCAAAAGAAGAAGGAAAGUACAGUGAAAAAAGACGGUAAAGGGAAGAAAGCAAAAAAGAGUAGAUUGGAGGUAGCUCUUGGAGCCGUUAUGGAAGGUUUCAGCACCACAAACGAAAAGUCGGAGGACAAAUUCUUGGAAUUUGAAAAGAAUAAGCUUGAGAUAGAAAAGAAAAAAUUGAACUAG
Messenger RNA from Saccostrea echinata, 753 nucleotides. RefSeq names its product zinc finger and SCAN domain-containing protein 29-like. Bases 1 to 753 code for a protein of 250 amino acids. Lineage: Eukaryota; Metazoa; Mollusca; Bivalvia; Ostreida; Ostreidae. The record is from RefSeq and is a predicted model, not a curated record. The transcript has a single exon.